Notothenia coriiceps (black rockcod) is the source of this 2991-nucleotide messenger RNA. It is a transcript of the gene map3k14a, whose product is annotated as mitogen-activated protein kinase kinase kinase 14a. NCBI's taxonomy places the organism in Eukaryota, Metazoa, Chordata, Actinopteri, Perciformes, Nototheniidae. Bases 113 to 2650 code for a protein of 845 amino acids. The record is from RefSeq and is a predicted model, not a curated record. The transcript has 16 exons. Gene Ontology annotation, biological process: protein phosphorylation; canonical NF-kappaB signal transduction. Gene Ontology annotation, molecular function: ATP binding; protein kinase activity.
UUCCAUGUAAACUCAUCAGGGUGUGUCUUCAGAAGGAAGUGACAGUUGAAUUGCUUUGUUUCUAGAUUGUCUUACAGUGCAUGAAGUCGCCACACAAGAUCCAGCAGAUGAAAUGGCGGUGAGGCAAAGGAUUUUUAACUCGACAUCACCUUUCUCCGGGUCGUCCCAAGCUGAGCUGAAGGGGUCGUACCCGUCCUGCUCCGCUGCAGAGCAGGAGGCAGAGGAGGAGGAAGAGGAGGGGAAGGACAGCAAAACGGGCUACACAGCCCGUUUGAACCCUUUGAUAAAGAAACUCCUGACACAUGGGACCGCAGAGCAAGUGGGCGAAAAGCCCCUGAAGACCUCCACCUUUAUUGCCCAAGCUGAAUGUGAAACCCAGGAUUCCCAAGAGUUUAGUCCAUCCUGCUAUGAACGCUCCUAUGUCCCCUCCCCGAACUGCUUCAUCAGCAGUGUUACCUCAGAGCACAACAACGUGGCGACCACGGCCUCCUCCAUCCAGGAGCCGAACCGCUCGUCCGCUCAGCUCGUGCCAAGAAAGAGGGCGAGGAAGAGACAGAAGCGAAAGGGGAAGAAGAAACUGGAGAGGAAGAAAGAGAGGCAGAGACACAGACAUCGAAUGCCCUCUGGAGUCCCUGAGCAGGAGAGUGGAAGUUUUCUGGUCCGGAUCCUGGAGGAGUCUUCCUGUUGCAGCAGCGUUGAAAGCUCAGAAGAGCGGGACGGAGGGCCCCCUCUCUACAGCCGACAGAUCUACAACACACACUCCAGCUGCUCUCCUCCGACCUGGGGGGAGCCGGUGUGCGUCUCCCUCUCCAGUGUCCACUCCUACGGGCAGGACAGCGACUCAGACUCCCUCAGCAGUUUGGGAGACUGUUCCCUGGCUGUCGCUGGCCUCAGAGGCUGCGUCAGUCAGGGGGACCGGUGCUACGCAGGGCCCUUCUUCAAAGAUGUGGAGCGGGGCGUAAGAGAGGAGGAGGAUGAGCUCUCAGCAGAUGAUUCUGUCACCACUGAGGGAAUGAUCUUUGACAAUGAAAACAUCCAGCCUGUGGACUCUGAAUACAAGGAGGGGAGGGAGUAUGUCCUCCCACAGUUCAUCAAGGAAGGCUCCUAUGGUGAAGUACACAGCGCACAAGAUGUCAACACAGGCUUCAAAUUUGCUGUCAAAAAGAUCGCCCUGAAGAGGUUCAGCAGUGAGGAGGUGGGUGCGUGGAGUACCCUCAGAUCUCCUCGUGUGGUGGAACUCUUUGGAGUGGUCAGAGAGGGGCCGAACGUCAUGCUCUUCAUGGACCUGAAAUCUGGCUCGCUGGGCCAGCUGAUAUCGGAGCGUGGCCGGCUGCCAGAGGACCUGAGCCUCCACUACAAUGGACAAAUCCUAACAGCACUGGAGUACUUGGGGAAGAAAAAAGUAGCGCAUCUAGAUAUCAAAGCUGACAAUGUGUUGCUGUCGGAGGACGGCAGAGACACCUUCCUGUGUGAUUUUGGACACGCAGAGAGACUGGACAAUCAGGGACAGAGCCUCAGCGGGUCCAAAGAUCUGAAGGGCACAGAGACCCACAUGGCCCCUGAGAUUGUGAAAGGUGAACCCCGCGGAGCCAAAGCAGAUGUGUGGAGCAGCUGCUGUAUGUUACUGCACAUGCUCAAUGGGUGCCAGCCUUGGAGCAGAUACUACACCUGUAGACUUUACCUGAAGAUCGCUAACGAGCCCCCGCCCGUGAGAGAGAUCCCCCCCGACUGUAGCCCGCUCACAGCUGAAGUUAUCAAGGCGGGGCUACAGAAGGAUCCAGCCAAGAGAGCAUCAGCAUCUGAGCUCAAAGAGAAAACUGCCAGAGCUCUGACAGAAGUUGGAGGACUCACCAGCCCAGUGAGGGGCCCCUACACAGACCCCCUGUGUGUCUCUGACAAACCUCCUGACUCCCUGCAGCUGAUCAACAGCAGCGUAAACUACGAGGAUGAGGAUCAAGAGUCUGUUGAGAAACUGAUCCCAACAGGGAGGAGGACAAAGGACCGGAGUGAUGAUGAUGAAGAAGAGUGGAAUCAAGACUCUAUUUCCUGUCCACAAACACUGAUCUGUGAGCCAAAAUACAAGAGGGGCAACAAGAUCUCCACUGUGCCUGAACUUGAGCUCCGUAAACUGGAGCGAGACUUUUACCUGAGCAGUCUGUCCCAGCUCCACUCGGUUGAGAUGCAGGAGCAGCUGUUGUCUUGUCUCAGCAGCGACCUGUACUCCACCUGGGAACCAUGGGACAAAAAGGACUCUGGCCGGUGGUCUCUGAGCCCAGCAGACGACCUCAGCUCCGGUGUGUUCUCCUACAGCAGUCAGCCAGACGUGCAGGUUUCCAGUUUGGAUUUGCUGGGUCACACACAACUACCACCACCCUGCUGUUUUGAAGGGGUGGAUGUCUGCAUCAGAGAAUUCAGUGGGAGAAGCAUCCGCAUCAGAGAGACGCGCCGUGUGAAGGUGGGCCACAUCGCCACGGGAAUCAGUGAUCAGAUGUCCGAGAGGGUUUUCACCCUGGAAACCCAGCAGGGCCAGCAGGUUGCUCACGAUGAGGAGGUGCAGGAGUCCGGUCUGGAGCUCAGCUGUGUUCCUGCUCCGGACUUCAGCUCUGCCUGGAGGUGGAGGAUCAGAGACGGAGUGCUGGAGACGAGAUAGAGCCCACUGCUCUCUCCAUCCGUCCACCUCAGUGUCAUCUAAACCGUCUUACACGUUCAUGGCCUUCUGUUUAGCUUUUUAAAUGUUUGACCAUAUGCAAAAAUAUGCGAGGACCAUGCUAUCUGAGGGGUUAAAUACAUCUUCCAGAACUGCCUCUUCAGCACUUGUGUCUCGUGUUUUUAGUACCAAAAUGGGGGCCUGGUUUUUUUAUCUUCAAAGUAAUCAUUAAAAGCCUUAUGAGUCAAUGCUGAGCUUUUUUAACCACUGUGAUGUUUACACCCUUUCUUUGUUUAUGCUAACAUGAGUCAUUAAACACAGCAUAUGAAACUAUGCAGAGUGUU